Molecule: messenger RNA, 1623 nt
Organism: Plodia interpunctella (Indianmeal moth)
Lineage: Eukaryota; Metazoa; Arthropoda; Insecta; Lepidoptera; Pyralidae
Exons: 1
Coding region: 1-1623 (540 amino acids)
Molecular function (GO): zinc ion binding; nucleic acid binding
Source: RefSeq, a predicted model, not a curated record
AUGGUCUUAGCCCACUCACCCCCGCGUAAGGCGGCCAAUACUCGCCCCCCAGACAGGAACCGCAGGAACCUCACCCGCAUCUCCGAGACUCCUACGGACAUUAUAACACAGCAGAGUCCCCCGCCGCUACCCACCACCUCUAGAGCGGGGCAUUCACGCUCUCACUCCCCGCGUAUCUCCCCUCGGUCACCCCCGCCCAGGGGGAGGGCUCAAAGGCGAUCGCCCCUACCCCCUCUGCCGCGAAUAGAUAGCAGAUCCCCGACUAAUCGGCAGCUGUCUACUCCUCCUCCGUCACCGUCUAGGGGGUGGAUAUCGCUUCCCAGCACUCCAUCUAGCAGACAAAACUCACCUAACCCCCCACGCGAGGGCGGAGAGGACGAGAUCCCGGCCAGCUGGGAAUCGCUCUCUCCUUCCUCGAUGGCCACCCCCGCACUGGUGUACUCCCCACCCACGCUGAUUCGUCGCUCUCCAAGCCCUGCGACUGCACCAACGCCGGCAAUUGCACCAACCCCAGAACCCGCCCCGGCCCCCCCGACCGCCCUUCAAACGGCGUUCAUGCUCAUCGUUGACUCCGCUAAGGAAAUUAUGGCCAAAAUCUCGGAGGGGAAAAGCGUGACUAGCGCUAACAAGAAGCGCAUCAAAGACCUCGCGCAGAACAUCAUGGGCGCCGUAGAGAUGGCCAAAUACGACGAGCCGCCUGAACUCACCAAACCGGUAUCUGACGCCGUCCUCCAAACGAUCCGGGAAACCAUCCGAGAGGAGCUCAAAGCGCAGGCCCCUCCCCUUCCCCCUCCAGCGCCUACUCCGGUGCCUCUUACAAAAUCCUUCGCAUCGGUGGCUGCAACCACCCCCCCACCCAAACGCCCCGCGCCGCGAUCUCCCGUCCAACCGGCGAUGAUCAUCAAAGCCAAGGCGACCGGCGAACAUCAGCCGGUGGUCUACGACGAGUGGCGCAAAAAGAUCACCUUCCGCAACAGCACUUUCGCGCCAUCGCAAGUACGCACCCUGCGCAAUAAUACUGUAAAGGUGAAUUUUGAUAACGCCGCGCAAAGAGACGAAAUUGUGGCAAGGGUGAACAGGAUCCCGGGACUUGUGGCAGAGGAGUCAAGGCUCCGAAAGCCCCUCAUCAUUCUGAAGGGGGUAAGCAAGGAAACGCCGAAAGAGGAGCUGCUGGAUAUAAUCAGCAGCCAAAACCAGGUAGCCGUCGACGACCUCCGUCUCUGCUUCCUUCUAAAGAACAGAAACGACAAAUUCUACAAUGUAGUCCUGGAAGUGGCACCGGCAGUUCGACGAACCUUCGUGGAGGAGGGCCGCGUCAACGUGGAGCAUCAGAGGGUACACGUGGCGGACUUCAGCCGCUUCGUGCAGUGCCGGAAAUGCCUACAGUUUGGGCACACCGGCAAUAAAUGCGAGGCGGAGUUCUACCCGUGCGCCCACUGCGGCUCCGCCGCGCACCAUAUCUCCACCUGCUCCCAUAGAACCGACCCGACUAAAAUGUGUUGCUACAACUGCAAACAAACAAAUAGCACAAACACUAAACACUCCGCCCUUGACACUAAAGUUUGCCCAAAGAUUCUGAAAGCCCAAAAAUCCCUAAAUGAAUCAACCGACUAUGGUUACUAA